UCAUGAAGCCUGGCAUAUCCGGUUGGUGGGACUGACUUGUUUUUAUUAUGUCGUAGCUAGACUCGAAAUGUAGAUCUAGAUCUAGAUUACUAGAUCUAAGUCCAAAGUAUAGAUCUAGAUCUAUCUAGUAUCUACCUAGAUAUCUACUAGUUUAAAGCAUGCCUAGAAAUGUAUGCUGUUAUGAGAAAUAACCAAACUAUUUUCACCAUCAUAAAAUUUUAAAAACAAUGAAAAUUUAAUUUUUACUGAUUAAACGAACAAGUGUGGCUUUGAGGAUAUCAGUAGAUGAAAAUGAUAAGGACUAUUCAUCCUGUCGCACACAAAGAUGAUCCAAGGAAGGAUGACAUUGACUACGAACCCAAAUGCACAUGUUGUCCAACCGGGAGAAGUGGUCACAGAAUUAUUUUAACUGAAGACAGUCUGUAUGCCCUUGGUGGAUUUAAUCCAGUAUUAGGCGGAUAUUCAGCACCAGUCAAUUCAAGGGGUCAUCCUUUAUUUAAAGAGCUGUGGAGAUUUAAUCUGAGUACCAAAAAAUGGCAUCUUUUAGAUGACUUUUACAGUGUUCCUCCUACCAUUGCAUCUCAUACAAUAGCAAAAGUUGGCCGGUGGUUGUUUUUAUUCGGUGGUACAUCUAUCCCAUUUGGAGAGACACCAACCAGCGCCUUGUAUAGAUAUGACCUUUUAGCACCAACACAUAUUGAACACAAUCAGAAUUGUGACUGUGAUGCUCAUGCUGUCCGUGGAAAUGAAGUUGCGACAGUCAAUACAUGUAACCGCUGGCAUUUGAUACCAGUUGUAGGGGACAUGCCAGAAGAACGAUAUGGUCAUACAAUGACAAUGAGUUUCCCAGAUGUGUAUAUAGUAGGUGGAACAUCAGGGUAUAUCUACAACUCUGAAAUAUACCACCUUGAUUUGAGGAAUUCUGUGGGGAAAUGGACAAAAUUAAGCUCAGAUGCAGAUCCUAGGCAGCCUGUAGGGAGAUAUCGACAUGAAACUGCCUUUGAUGGUGAAAACCUGUAUAUAUUUGGAGGCGGGACGGACCGUGAUGCAUUUUCUCUAGUCAAUAUUCAUACUUUCAAUAUAAAAUCAUGUGAGUGGGGCACACUCAAGUCUACUCCAGAUCCACAGCAUGGCCAUCCAAAGCCACGGAAAUGCCACAGCUGCUGCCAGUACAAAAAUGACGUUUAUAUGAUUGGUGGAGUGAGUGGUAUAUCUAACAACAAUGAAACUACGUUGUUCAAUGAGAUUUGGAAGUUUUCCUUGAUUGAUGCCACUUGGACUAAAUACUCAUCUACAUUGGCUGUGCCCUUAUACUUCCAUUCUGCAGACUUUGCUGUGCAAAAAGGCUGCAUAUACGUAUUUGGUGGUGUAACAAACUACAGAGAUGAGUGGGUUCGUACCAAAAGAAUUCUGGCCAUACGUGUUGCUGUUGGCGACCUCUUGGAGCUAGCAUGGGAAGUAGUCUGUGAGCAGAUAGGUGACAGAUGGAAUGAGGUUGAUUUGAAUGAUUUAGGUGUGCCCAUUUCUAUGCAGCUAAGGAUAUUUUAAUUAAAAAAAAACUUUUUAAAGUAAA
Molecule: messenger RNA, 1573 nt
Organism: Physella acuta
Lineage: Eukaryota; Metazoa; Mollusca; Gastropoda; Physidae
Product: kelch domain-containing protein 10
Biological process (GO): positive regulation of stress-activated MAPK cascade
Molecular function (GO): protein binding
Source: RefSeq, a predicted model, not a curated record